Periophthalmus magnuspinnatus is the source of this 1667-nucleotide messenger RNA. It is a transcript of the gene wdr53, whose product is annotated as WD repeat domain 53. Gene Ontology annotation, molecular function: protein binding. NCBI's taxonomy places the organism in Eukaryota, Metazoa, Chordata, Actinopteri, Gobiiformes, Gobiidae. The record is from RefSeq and is a predicted model, not a curated record. The transcript has 3 exons. The coding region runs from base 26 to 1168 and encodes 380 amino acids.
GACUUCGUGAAAGCGUGUUCGAAGAAUGAACAUUGCCAGACAGUGGUGUGAGGGCCACACUACUCCCAUCCUAUGUGUGGGGGCAGCUCCUGGUCCAGAGGGUCUUGUUGCCUCAGGAUCAGAGGGUGGACAAAUAACAGUCUGGAACCAGGAAGGUGUCAUAAUUGGAAAUCUCCAACUACCUGGUGAAGAUGACUGUACUAGUGUUGUUUUCUCACCGUCUGCUCCAGCACAGCUGUAUGUGUCUCAUGGAGAGACUGUGAGUGUAGUGGACUACAGAAACUUGAAGAGCACUGUGGAGCAGUUUGAAGGUGUAGGUGAGGAGGAGAUCAAUGCUCUUGCACUUAAUGAGACCGGCUCGGCUUUGGCUGUGGCUAAUGACUCAGGAGCUGUCCGUAUACUGGAUCUACCAGGAGGGAAAGUAUGCAGGACCUUACGCAGACACACCAACAUCUGCUCCUCACUGGACUUCCGACCUCAAAGGCCCAAUAACCUUGUGUCAGUAGGACUAGACAUGCAGGUGAUACUUUGGGGUUUACAAAAGACCCGGCCUCUGUGGACCCUUAACAUUCAAGACAGUUUGGAGGAGGAAGAGGUCCUUCACCAGCAGCCUGGUCAGCUCUUCAACCCACCACUGGCCCAUUGUGUUACAGUGUCCAGUUGUGGAAAUAUAGUGAGCUGUGCAGCUGAAGAUGGACGGGUACAUCUGUUGAGAAUCGGUAGUGGAUCAAAACUUGAGCAGCAAGGGUCAGUCAAAGCCCACAGUCAGGGAGCCUCGCAGGCACAUUUUGUGAACUCUCUUUCUCAUCCAUACUGGCUUAUCAGUGGGGGUAAUGACGGCCAUGUUGCCCUGUGGGAUCUUAGUAAACACCCUGUAGUGGAGGGAAAAUUGAAACCCCUAUCCACAGGAAAUGAUGGGAGACGGAGGAAAAGCAAAAUCAAAGCUAAGCACAAGAAACAAGACAGAACAGAGCCAUCACAAGAGGUUGAAGCGCAAACGAACACCUGCAAAGAUACUGAAAAUAUGGAUUCAUCUGAGCCCAAACUAAAAAUCAACCACGGAGAGAAGGUGAACUGGCUGUGUCCAGCUGUAUUGAAGGGGGAGCCAAUUGUGGUGGUGGCUGAUCAGAGCUCUAGUCUUACCAUCUACCCACUAACCACACAGUAGACUAGUUUGACUGGACAUCGGGAAAUAUGGUUUAGUGUGUGAACUGUAUAGUGGAAGAUAUUUUUACAGUAAUUUAUCAGAAUUUCAUAUACUUAAUUGUAAUGUAAAUGCAUUAUUAUGCAUAUUUUCAUAGGGACAUGUUUGCUGUGCUUGUCUAACAUUAACUUAUGAAUUGCAAGUAUUAAAAUGAAGAUGUAACUCCCAUGUUUUAAUUUGUUUAACAUUUAGUAUAUCACACCAGCAGACAAGCAAGUGUAAUUAGUUUUUGUUAUCUUUUUAUUAACCAUCUUUUGAACAAGCAAAAACUAUAAUGUAAACAAUACAAUCACUUUAAAAGCUGUUUUAAACUUUAACACAAUUUCAAUUCAACUCCUGCCAAAGCAGUGAAAAGGCACUAGUAGUCUGACCUUUGUUCUUCUUUUUUAAAUUAGAGUUGGUAAAUCUUAAAGUCUUGAGUCUUUCAUGUUCUUGAUUUUAAAAGUGGAUAUAAAUGGUUGUG